This is a messenger RNA of Sphaerodactylus townsendi, 893 nucleotides long. Its product is annotated as cathepsin S-like. Gene Ontology annotation, molecular function: cysteine-type endopeptidase activity. NCBI's taxonomy places the organism in Eukaryota, Metazoa, Chordata, Lepidosauria, Squamata, Sphaerodactylidae. The transcript is spliced from 6 exons. Gene Ontology annotation, biological process: immune response. Gene Ontology annotation, cellular component: lysosome. The record is from RefSeq and is a predicted model, not a curated record. Bases 84 to 893 code for a protein of 269 amino acids.
CUGGAGUUCAGUUGAGCGCAGGCACACAGCAAGACUCUCCAAACCUCUCGUUUCCUGAAAGACACUCAGCGUGCCUCCAGAGGAUGGAAUUGUGGCCCUGGAUUUUCCUGGCGUAUGCUGCAACAGCAUCUGCAAGCUGGCAGAAGGAUACCACAUUGGACAGCCACUGGGAGCUUUGGAAGAAAAAACACAGCAAGGAAUACAGAAAUGAGAAUGAGGAAGAGAGUCGUCGAACGACGUGGGAAAAAAACUUGAAAUUAAUCACACUGCAUAAUCUUGAACAUUCUCUGGGACUGCAUUCUUAUGACCUUGGCAUGAAUCAUCUUGGUGAUAUGACCAGCGAGGAAGUACACGCUUUGCUGACUGGACUGAAACUUCCUCGCUCAUGGAAUCAGAAUUCUACCUAUUUCAAGUCAGAGCCUGAGGUCAAAAUCCCCGAUUCCAUAGACUGGAGGGAAAAAGGAUGUGUCACAGAGGUGAAGAACCAGGGUUCCUGUGGUUCCUGUUGGGCUUUUAGUGCUGCCGAGGCUCUGGAAGGCCAGCUGCAGCUCAAAACUGGAAAGCUGAUCUCUCUCAGCCCACAGAACCUUGUGGAUUGCUCCAGUAUGUAUGGAAACCACGGGUGUAACGGGGGCUUCAUGACCAACGCUUUCCAAUAUAUCAUUGAUAAUAAAGGCAUUGAGUCCGAAGCAUCCUAUCCGUAUACUGCCAAGGAAGGACCGUGCCGUUAUAACCCGAGUGCACGAGCUGCCACCUGUUCUAGAUACGUUCAACUUCCAUCUUCUGAUGAAGCUGCCUUGAAGGUUGCCGUCGCCUCUGUCGGUCCCAUCUCUGUCGCUAUAGAUGCGACUCGUUUUACAUUCUACCUGUUUAAGUCAGGUGAGUUCUACUAG